UUUAGAAGCACUUAAUUUAAUUCAGUAAUAAUGUUUGUAUUAAACGCAGUGUUAUAUUUUGUCUUACUUACUGUAAUCAUCUGCUUUGUGUUAAAAAUUAAAAAUCUGUUAAAAAACCGGAAACAAUUGAAAAUAAUUCCUGGACCAGAAGCUAAAAAUAACCUUGGUGGCAGCAUUGCUCACUUACAAACAUCACUAGAUGUUUCGUUUAAGACGUUGCGAAAAUGGGCAAAACUAUACUAUCCAAUUUAUACUGUCACUAUACUUAACUACAUUUCCCCGAUUAUGUUACAUCCAGAUGAUUUUGAGCUCAUACUUUCCAAUCCCAAACACAUUGAAAAAAGUGAUGUUUAUAACGUUCUUCAUGGUUGGUUAGGUACUGGUUUACUCACGAGUACUGGACAAAAGUGGCUCAACCGAAGAAAAAUUUUAACUCCGGCGUUUCAUUUUAGCAUUUUGCAGCAAUUCGUUGAAAUAUUUAAUAAGCAUACAGAUGAUUUAGUGAAAAAUUUUGGAAAGUUGCUGGACCAAGCUUACAUUUCGGUUGACAGCCACGUUGCUCAGUUUACACUGAAAACCGUAGCAGAAACUGCAAUGGGAACAAAAUUGAAGUUUAUCAAAAAAGAGGAAAUAGAAUACAGACAGGCAAUUAUAGACAUGGGACAAAUCGCAGCGUACAGAAUGUUAAAUUCUUGGUUUAUAAACGGCUUUGUAAAUUUAUUUAGUCCAAACUAUUUUAAAGAGAAGAAGCUCAUUAAAACCUUACAUAAUUUCACUCGGAGUAUUAUAGCGGAUCGGGAACAAAUAACUGAAAAACUCAACGAUGACCCUGAUGAUCAUGAAGUUUACAAGGGAAGAAAACGGAUGGCUAUGUUGGAUUUGCUUUUAAAGACCAAAAACGAAGAAAAAACUAUCGAUGAGAAAGGAAUAUGUGAAGAAGUAGACACCUUUAUGUUCGAAGGUCACGACACCACAGCCACUGCUUUAAGUUUUGCGCUGAUGCUUAUAGCGUGCAACAAAAAUGUCCAAGAUUUAAUCGUUGAAGAAAUCGAAGCUGUAACAGGAGCGUUAAACAAAGCGCCAACAUUUAAUGAUCUUCAACAAAUGAAAUAUUUAGAGCGGGUUUUAAAAGAAGUUUUAAGACUGUAUCCAAGCGUCGCCCUCAUUGGUAGGAAACUCGGAGAAGAAUUAAUUACCGCAACGGGUUAUAGAAUACCUAAAGAUACGUUCGUCUACUUACAAAUUUAUGAUUUACAUCACAAUCCUGAAUUCUAUCCAGAUCCUGAAAAAUUUGAUCCUGAUAGAUUUUUACCAGAAAAUACAAAAGACAGACAUCCUUUUGCGUAUGUACCUUUUAGUGCUGGACCUAGGAACUGUAUUGGACAGAAGUUUGCUAUGUUGGAACUUAAAGCGGCUUUAUGUGGAAUAUUGUCUCAAUAUGUUUUAGAACCGGUGGAUACUCCUGACACGAUAACUUUAGUAGUGGAUGUUGUACUAAGAACUAAAGACAAGAUCAAAGUAAAAUUUCUUCCCAGAUUUUAAAUAAAACUUACAAAUUGUAAUUAAGCAGUGAAAAUGGUUUUGAAAAAUGUAUCCAAAUAUUUGGUUUUACUUAAAAUAUAACCCUCGUAAUUUA
This is a messenger RNA of Zophobas morio, 1636 nucleotides long. RefSeq names its product cytochrome P450 4c3-like. The record is from RefSeq and is a predicted model, not a curated record. NCBI's taxonomy places the organism in Eukaryota, Metazoa, Arthropoda, Insecta, Coleoptera, Tenebrionidae. Gene Ontology annotation, molecular function: oxidoreductase activity, acting on paired donors, with incorporation or reduction of molecular oxygen; monooxygenase activity; iron ion binding. Bases 31 to 1542 code for a protein of 503 amino acids. The transcript has 6 exons.